ACGAUUUUUGAUAUGGCAAAUCCUUCACAUACAAAUUGUGUUGUACCAAAAGUGGGUAGUAAAUUGUGUUGUAACAAAAGUGGGUAGUUCUUAUGAUCAGGAUUCUGGGUAAAAGCAUAUUGGGGUCUAUAAAAUAUUAUAAAAACAGGGAUAUUACCAGAUAAUGUUAUUUAAAACACGAAAUAUUACUAGAUAAUGUUAUUUUAUAUUAGUUCCGUACACAAAAAAAUAAAUAUCCAAUGAAGAAGUAAGAUUUUGAUGUGUUUUUCUUCAUUUCAUACUGUCAAAAGAUAACGAUAUAUACAUGAAGGGCACCUGCAAGGCUGCCGUUCAUAGUUUUACAACAAUCGGAACGAUUUAUAGUUUUACAACAAUCGGAAUGGUUCAUAGUUUUACAACAAUCAGAACACUUAAGCCAUGGCCAAGUUGUUACGAUUGUCAGAGUUCCCACUUACUAUUUGUUUCAAGGUUAAACUUACCCCUUGGGUUCAAAAAUUGGGGGUAAAAUGCAAUUUUUUAGGGGUAUGAAAUAAAUAAAUAUUUAAAAAAAAAAUAUUGAAAAGUUACAUUAUAACAAAUUGUUUGUUUGUAUUGAAAUCACAACUUAACAACUAUUUCAAUCCCUGUCAAUCAAAGUCUAUUGUCUACAGGUUACAUUUCUGAACUGCCCUUUGGAUGACUUCAUCCACGUCUGUCCCAUGUUGUAUUUAUAAAUAGUCAAUUGUCAUCCUGUUUUCAACAUUUUUGACCAUGUGUAGAUUGGUUACAAUGUUUAGCAGCUUAUCAUUCAUUUUGCCAGACGUUAAAAGUUAUAACCCGUCUACAUUGUAAUGAUGUCACCGAGCAGAAUCUGCGGUUUAGCCGAUGGGACUGUAUAGUAUUUGUCAUGUCUAUUUAUACAACGGGAUGUGGGAUUCCAAUGAAAUUAAUAUUCGCCUCCAUGAUUUUCGGUUGCGCGAUCUCGUACCGGGUGAAAAAUGUAUGUGUGAUUUACGUAAUAUUUUACGUGAGUGGGAACUCUUGAUUGUAUUUAUGAGAUCUAUCUUGAAGCUUGCUGGAAAUGGACAAGUUUUACGCUUGGUAUAAUUGUUGUCACUGUCAGUCAAGUUUCCAUAAACAUAAACAUGUUGCUCUGUUUAAACAAGAUUUUGGGUUGAAGUAUUUUCUAUUGAGCUGUAAAAAUGUAAAAAAAAACUGUGCAGUUUCAAUAUUGCUGUUUAAUUGCUUAUUUUCAGAGAAAAAUAUUAGCUGUUCUAUUUAGAAGCUAUUUAAAAGCUUCAUUUUAACACAAACUACCGUAGUAUGAUUUAUCAAAUAAGGAUCAUAAUGGAAUUUCUAAAGAAGGUGGACGAAUACUUGGUAUUUGUUAAAAAUAUUUUAAUCCAAUAUUGUUGAUUUUAUAUAUGAUUUUUUCUUACUAAUUGAAACAAAAUUUUGGUGGUUUGUCGCACAGAGAAAUAAACCGUGUAAACAUCAGCUAACUAAAACAUUUUUGUGUGCUUUGGAUGGCAAGUUUGGUUAAUAGAAUAAGGCUUAAAUCACCUUCAUAUUGUUUUUAAUUAUUGCAACUUUUAUGAACAAAUACAGAAUUCAAUGGGAGUUUGGAUGCAUUUGGACAAAGAUGAAUCAGAAUCCACCUCCGAACCAGAAUCUAGAUGCUGAAAACAACAAUAACAACAAUGGACCUCCACGGAACACAAGAAGAGGACCAACCAACCCUCUCUUGAAUGUUCGAGACAGGCUGUUUCAUGCACUGUUUUACAGAAUUGCAUUGGCUUAUGCAAGAGCAUUUCCUAGACCUAUAAGACGGAUUAUAGAAUUUGCAAUAUUGUUGAAGGCCCUUAUAGUUUUAGGUAUUUUGGCAUAUAUUCACAUUGUGUUUGCUCGCACCCCAAUCAACUGCCUUCAACAUGUCCAGAAGUCCUGGCCGCGCACUGGCAUACUGAGAGUGGAGAUUGUCCGAAAUGCCUCAGACGACUACUCCAUUGUCAACUCGUAUGAAAAAGAAUAUUCAGGUCUGCAUGAUUUCAGUGCAGCAUACAUAGAGGGUCUACUAUCUGAGGUUGAAGAGAUAGAGAGAACACCUGCCAAGGAUGGGCAUGAGGCAGAGAUUAUCCAGCGGCUUGGCAAACCAAACUUUACUUAUAUACAUGUAAAUGGCCAACAAAAGCAGGCCCAGGAAAAGGGUGACACAUAUGAGGAAGAAGAAGUGGAGACUGAGACAGAACAUGUGGACUUUGCCAACACAUCAGCCAAUGUCAGUGAUGGGGAUAAGCCCCCAGUAGAGGAAAACAAUCAGCAGACUUUCGAGAUGAAGGAAACUCUCACUGAACUUGAAAUGCUGGCUAAAGUUGUUUGGCCAGAGGAAAAGUACAUAGUGGAGUAUGCUCUGGAGUACGGAUUUCUGAGGUUAUCUCCUAAAACCCGACAAAGGCUCAAUAUCACCGUCAUGCUGGUUACACUCGACCCAGAGCGAGAUGAGUGUUUCGGAGAUCCAUUCAGCCGGUUCCUUCUGGAUGAGUUCCUGGGAUAUGACGAUAUCCUCAUGUCCAGCAUCAAACAAUUGGCUGAACAGGAAGAUAAUAAAGGUUUUCUGCGGAAUGUUGUGACUGGCGAUCAUUACCGGUUCAUCAGUAUGUGGAUGGCUAGGAGUUCUUACGUGGCUGCUGCCUUCAUUAUGCUGGUCUUUACUGUAUCUGUGUCUACACUGCUGAGAUACUCCCAUCACCAGAUAUUUAUGUUCAUUGUGGACCUCCUACAGAUGUUGGAGAUGAAUGUAACCAUUGCCUUCCCUGCCGCGCCGCUUCUCACUGUCAUACUGGCACUUGUCGGUAUGGAGGCAAUUAUGUCCGAGUUUUUCAACGACACAACUACAGCUUUCUACAUUAUUCUGAUUGUAUGGAUAGCUGACCAGUAUGAUGCCAUAUGUUGUCACCAGAACAUCAGUAAGAGACAUUGGCUAAGGUAUUUCUACCUGUACCACUUUGCCUUCUACGCCUACCACUACCGUUUCAAUGGUCAGUACAGCGGCCUCGCUCUGUUCACUUCCUGGCUCUUCAUACAGCACUCUAUGGUGUACUUUUUCCACCACUACGAGUUACCAGCCAUUCUCCAGCAGGCGAGAGUACAGCAGAUUAUCAACAGAAACUCUGGUUUUGGCCAGGGGGCAAAUACGACCACUCCCUCUCCGGGGGGUCAAACCACCACCACAGGGACUGCAGACCCUCAGGGAGCGAAUAACCAAAAUGGUAGCCCAGGGGUUGGUAAUCAGAACCCUGUAGCCAACGGACACAUUAUUGCUGAAAUAGAAGAGAAUGUUGUGCAAAAUCGAAAUAUUUUGCAUAAUCAUUUAGAUCACGGAAUAUUGAAUGAGAUUUUCGAAGGUGUUGAUGAUGUAAGAGUGGAUGGUUUUAAUAUUGAUCAGCAACUCCUGAAUAAUUUAGAGGAAGAAAUUCAGGUCAUACAAAUGAAUCAUAAUAGAACAGUGCAAAACUCUGAAGAGUUGGAAAGUAAUGUUUCUGUGGAGGAAAGCAGUUCAAAUACUAAUUCCAAUUCUUAUUUUGAAAAUGGCCAGGAUCAAAGCAAUUUAAAUAAUAGUAAUACUAAUGACACUGACUGUAUUUCAAGUCAGUCCCAAAAUACUGAUAAAUUAGAAGCGAAUAGUGUGACACAGUCAACGUUGUGUGAUAAUGGCCAAUCAGAAACAAGGUUGCAGUCAGGAACAGAAAGUCCUGAACAUUCCAAUACUGAUGGUGCAAUAGGGGGAAACGAGGGAAAUUCUACCUCAACUGUUAGAUUUCGUGGUAACACAAGUGCUCAUCCUGUCACGCAAAGGACAGAUAUCAAUGAAGGUACAGAAGUGUGAUCAUAAGUGUUGUAAACAAACAGUUUUUUUUACACUGAACAUUAAUUUAUGUUCUGUUUUAAAAAUGCAACAACUGCUCCAUGUUGCUUAUGUUUUCUUCAAGUUGUGGAAAUGUUAAAUUUUGAGCCAGUGGAAUUAUCUGGAUAAACUACUUAACAAGUCAUGUAGCAAUUUUCAACAUUGUGAAUAUCAUUUGCAUGUACAUGAUUUGGUUUUAAUUGCUUUAUAGUUCCAAAAAUAUCUGGCUUGAAAUAGAAUGCAUACCCACACCAGGGUACUAUUAUUUUAUCUCCACUGACCUGAAAUCAGUGACUGUGUUCAUCUUACUUGUUCAAUGUUCAUCUAUUUGAUGCUUACAUGUAUUUAAAGUGUGUGUAAUCUUUAAGUUUGUUUUCUUGAAAGUCAAUGGGCAGAUUGUUCAGAAAUUUGUUAAAGCUUACAACGUGAUUUAUGACGUCGUGGUUAACUUUCAUUCUUGACUUAUUGGAUAAUGUGCUCACAUAUUUAGAUAUGAUCUUAAAAAGCUGUUUCAAAUCUUGUUAGAAAUACAGCAGAUCUCAAAUUAUCUCAAAUGUAUCCGUUGGACUCAUAGAGCAGUAACGAUUUGCAAGUUAAUAAAGAUGACUUGGAACAAUGUUGUUAUCUGUAACAAAGUUCUGAACAAUCGGCCAAAUAUGUAGGUGUAGAAACUGCAGCUACAUUACAAGAACAUUGUUUCGGAUUAUAAGAGAUGAAAAUCAAAUACAUUUUUUAUGAACUAAAAUAAAAUUAUUCAUAUGGAAAGAAAUGUUGUUAAAAUUACUUAUUAGGCCUUUUUUGCUAAAAAAGAUAUUAUAAUGAAACACGAUUAAUAUUAAAGAUAUUUUAACGUAUUUCCUUGCAAUUUUCAUUCAACCUCAUCACUUUUGAAAUGAUUUUGAUAUAAUAUAAUCUCUGUUAUAAAAUAUUGGAACAGACUCAUAUACCUUACAAAAUGGCCCAUUCAUAUUUCAUUCUGUAAAUUACUUUUACCUGAUCCUUUAAGGGGAAAAUUUAUCUAAAGCUUGUUUUUGCCACCACACAGGUGGUCCUUCUGGUAUUGUUAACAACUUUGCAUAAAAGUUGAUUUUUUUGCGUUUUAAAUAAAACAGUUUUUAUCUCAUUUAUCUGAAUCUUCGUCAGAAUAUUUGUUAGCAUGAUAUUUAAUCUUGACCAUUGUGAACAUGGUAAAAAAAACAAGGUCAAAUAUUCGGGAAUAAUAUGUUAAAGUUUCUUGUUCCUAUCACAAACUCAUUUGUGUUCAUCUAAUCAGGUCAAAUCACCAAAAAGAAAAUUUCUUUCAGAAAUUCAACAGUGUUUGACCAAUGUUCAUUAAACUCUGUCAGAAUUACCGUCAGCAUGAAAUUGAGAAUCAGCGUGAUUGUGGGUCAUUUAGGGUCAAAAGAAGGUCAGACCAGUGUGGAUAUGAAUGAGCAGCAUUUACUUUUCCCCUAUUAACAUACAUCCUGCUGCAAAAUUGGCAUUUGUCGAAAAGAAUAAUCAGGCUUUAAAUGUUUCAUCCUUGACCACUUGUUUUGCCUGUCAGAAAGUCAUGGUAAUGCCAUAACCUUGGUUAGUUUAUGUUGCCAGCAAGCAAAGAUUUAAAUGGUUGAAAAUCUAAAUGCAGUCAUUGACUUUAUUGCAUAAGACUGAAUGUAUACACCAUAGUUUGCAUCAAUAUUUUUAAUAAGUUCUGCUAUAUGAAAUUGAUAAUUUUUAGCAAAUUUUUACUAGUGCCAGGCUGGUGUUGGGCUUGUGCUAAUUUUGACCACUGCAGUAAUAAUGAAACUUAGUUCACGUUUUCUUGUAUGUGGCAGGUACAAUCUCUAGCAACAUGUAGAGAUCCGCCCCUUGGUUGAAAAAAUGUUGGCAUUCCAUUACAGUGCUCUUGAUUUCAUUUAAUGAUGAUGCAAUUGACAUGAUGCUUAAAUCAGCUUAGGACCAUCCUCGAUAAUAACCUACUUUGUGUGAAAAAAAAUAUAUUGAAUCAAAUUCAACAUGCAUUUGUUGGUCCAGGUUUAUCAUGUGACUAAUAAAUUUCAUUAAUUAAUUUGAAGGGGUGAAUAUGUAUAUUAAGGUGGUUUGCCAUCAUGUCAAUUUGGAAGGAACAUUUAUGUAUAUGAAUAUCAAGCUAAGAAAAACAUAAGUUUAAAUAUAUACUGCACACUUAUUAAUAGCAUGGCAAAUAUACACCACACAUGCUAGUCAAAGAAAUUUCACAAGUUAUCUAUACACUACAGCCAGUUAUUAUUAAAUGACUUUAUUUUAUUCAGUGAUUGAGUAUUAAUUAUAUGCUUUCCAGUGGUUUAUAGAAAUAUUGCUUUCCAAUGGUUUAUAGAAAUAUAUCAGUGAAAUAAAAAUAUAUUUCACUGCUUCAGUCAAUGAAAAUAUCAAUUUGAUAUUUUUCACUGUUCUGAAAUAUCAACCCAUUCUCACAUCCAGAUCAAACAUCAGCACCAACAAGACUAGGACACAAUUUUAACAACUUCAUCUCCGAAAUGACAUUCUUUUUGCAUACAAUUUGGCACGCUUUUCUGAAAAACUACAACAAAAUGACAUUUUAUAUCCUUUCUAGCAAAUUUUUUUUUUUUUGUUUUGUUAACUUCAGUGUAUGAAAUUUACCAGUAUUCUCUAUUUUAGAUAAUUAUCUAAAGUAGAGAAUGCUGGUAAAUUUCAUAAUGAAUGGUGCUCUUUUGCCAAAUAUUGCCUAAGUUUGGAUUUGAAAUAUUUGGUAUAAGUAUAGUUGAUGGGAUACUAAGUUUGUUCUAGGGUUAAGCAUUUAAUGUUCAUGCUGUAUUUGCUUGUUGUUUCAUCCAAUAUCAUAUUUGCACAAUUCGUAACAUGUUGGCUUUUUGCUUAUUUUAUGAAAUAUUUAAGUUUCUUAAUAUAAAGAUUAAUACAAAGAUGACUUUAUAUCAAUGUUGCUGGUACACCCCUCCAACAUGUUUGUUUACCUGUUAUGUAUAAAUACAUGACAUGAAAAUCCUGUCACAUGUCAUGUCUUUGACAUGAAAAUCCUGUCAUAUGUCUUGUCGACAACAUGAAAAUACUGUCUUUCAUAAAUCAUGUUUUAAAUUAGAUAAAUAUUAUCAUAGUUCAUGUUGUAUAGGCCAUUGCCAUUCCAGAAAUAAACAGAAAAUAUUC
Messenger RNA from Mya arenaria, 7027 nucleotides. Its product is annotated as membralin-like. The transcript is spliced from 12 exons. Gene Ontology annotation, biological process: response to endoplasmic reticulum stress; positive regulation of ERAD pathway. Bases 1574 to 3865 code for a protein of 763 amino acids. The record is from RefSeq and is a predicted model, not a curated record. Gene Ontology annotation, cellular component: endoplasmic reticulum. Lineage: Eukaryota; Metazoa; Mollusca; Bivalvia; Myida; Myidae.